Messenger RNA from Dinoponera quadriceps, 894 nucleotides. It is a transcript of the gene Rsph9, whose product is annotated as radial spoke head protein 9 homolog. The record is from RefSeq and is a predicted model, not a curated record. NCBI's taxonomy places the organism in Eukaryota, Metazoa, Arthropoda, Insecta, Hymenoptera, Formicidae. Gene Ontology annotation, biological process: cilium movement involved in cell motility; axoneme assembly; motile cilium assembly. Gene Ontology annotation, cellular component: axoneme. The transcript is spliced from 4 exons. Bases 1 to 843 code for a protein of 280 amino acids.
AUGAACUGCUUGAGAUUACUCGAAACGUUGGACGUGAUCGGGUGUGCCGGUAUUUGCAUAAGUACGGAGAGUUCGCAGCUGUUGCAAAAUUCGCUUCUCAUUUUGCAGACGGAAAAUCAUUUUCGCAAGUGUUAUUACUGGGGCAGAAUUGAUGGGAUUCAAAACGACUAUCACAUUGCGUAUGGCUACGAGAAAGAUUGUAUGAGUGGCCAAGUGUAUUAUUACAGCACGGAUUGCAUGAAUUGGUUAUUGCUGCCGAAGGCGACGAAAUGCGGACGAUUCUUAAGUCCAUUGGCGAUCAACAGAUUCGAAGGCGACCCGUUCAUCGUCAUGAACGUUUACAACGUCAAUCCACCAUUUCCGCCGAAUGAAGACCCAAAGAUUUAUUAUGACGGACCUAUACCUCGGGAAUUAAAGGAGGAGGAUCGUCUCGCAGCCACCGUGGAACUGAUCACGGAGGAUGCCGCGGUAAUUCCGCGCGGUGCCUGGUUCAAGUGUCCAAACGGCGAUGUGAUCGAAAAUCCGAGUUUCGAGGGCCUGUGCGCCUUAGAUGCCUCCUGCUUAAAGUCCUACCUGCACGCUCGUCUUCCGAAGGAGAAGUGGAACACCAACUUGCUCUCCCGACCCGACUACAAUUACGCGCUGGACUUUCUGGACAGCGUGGAUAUGGACGUGCCUCAAGGGUGCUGGGAUUUGCAGUUUCUCCUGGGCGGUCGCUUGGCGAUUUUGCACAGCUUGUAUUGGCACGGAAUGACAUUCUUCCAUAAGCUGGAUUCUCCGCAUCACGGUUUUCUAUACGUCGGCCACGGGAAGAAGAAUCUCGACUUGCCCUUCAUGCUCUGAUACGAGAAGUACCGAAAUUCUGCGAAUAUAAAAAAAAUGACGCGCGAACAA